AAAAGCAUAAUCGCAGACCUUUCGCACGGAAGAAACCGUAUUGGUUCGCACGCACGUAGCAUCGCAGACAGUGAUAGAAUCGCAAUUCGCGAAUAACGGAACCCUAGCCAGUAAUCACCGGAGAUCGUGCGAUUCUGCCACCAUAAUUACCGAUCCGGAAAUCGUGCAAUCAUCAUCAUCAUCAUCAUCAGUUUGGUUUCAAAUGGACAGUGAUAAUGAUUUCACUUUUUGUCAGGUCAGUACACCCGCGGAAGAAACAAAUGAGCUUGUUUCAGAAAUUGCUGAUAUUUCCAUAAAAGAAGAAUCCUCAAAUGCCAGUAGUAGUAAAAAUAGUAAUGGUGGUUUCUUAUGGAAGGAUGGUUUACCAAAUGAUUCUUCCAGCUCUAAAAAGGAGGGUACAGUUGGUUCUUUGUCUUUCAGUGUAAUUAGCACAUCGACUGAAUCAACCCAAAGUGAUGCUAAGAAUUUGCCUCAGAAGUUGCCAGAACAGAAGAGUUCUGUUAAAAAGCCAACAGUUCGGGCCAAAGUUCCUUUUGAAAAGGGUUAUAGUCAAAUGGACUGGCUCAAGCUUACACGAACUCAUCCUGACCUUGCAGGUCUAAAAGGACAGUCAAACAGGAGACUUAUUUCUAUGGAUGAAGUUAGAAAACAUAAAUUAGAAGGUGAAAUGUGGACUGUAUUAAAAGGCCGUGUUUACAAUGUAUCACCAUAUAUGAAGUUUCACCCUGGAGGUACAGCUAUCAGCUCAAUCUUCAAGUUCAUAUAUGACAUUUUAUUAUUCUUGUUACUGGUUUCAUUAAAAUUUGUCAUAUGCAUUUCCUGUUGGGGAAAAUCAGGUGUUGAUAUGUUGAUGAAGACAGUGGGAAAAGAUUGCACAUCUCUAUUCAAUAAAUACCAUGCUUGGGUUAAUGCUGAAUUCUUAUUGGAGAAAUGCCUUGUGGGUACUUUGGAUGAAAGUAAGUAAAGAAAGAAUAGCUUUAUAUUAAUAAUGAAUAAUCGCAUGAACCUAGCCUUGGCUCACUCUUCAUGGGCCCUCUUCUAUUUAUUGGCCAGGAGUCAUCAUUCGAUAAGGAACAAAAACAAACAAACAAAUUAUUUACAUAUACUUGUUUCUGAUUAAAGCAUCCCAGUAGGAGUUUGUUAUACAAUUGUUAUGGACGACAAGUACAAUUACUCUGUAAUAUGAAAUUUUGGAUUAGCAAUGUAACAUUUCAUAAAUAUUUGUUGGCUUUGUUCAAUAAUGUAUACCAGUUAAUGUAAUAUUCUUGCAUGUGUAUUUAUACAUGCUGAAUCGCUGAUAAUGUUCAUAGUUAGAGACAGAGUGAUACAACAAUGGCUGGCUUCAUGCAUAAUUGCAAUAAUACAGUAUUUAAAUCUU
Molecule: messenger RNA, 1378 nt
Organism: Trifolium pratense (red clover)
Lineage: Eukaryota; Viridiplantae; Streptophyta; Magnoliopsida; Fabales; Fabaceae
Product: cytochrome b5 domain-containing protein RLF
Exons: 4
Coding region: 203-964 (253 amino acids)
Molecular function (GO): heme binding
Source: RefSeq, a predicted model, not a curated record